Molecule: messenger RNA, 823 nt
Organism: Cuscuta epithymum
Lineage: Eukaryota; Viridiplantae; Streptophyta; Magnoliopsida; Solanales; Convolvulaceae
Source: the annotation of a GenBank genome assembly
AUUAGCCCUACUAAAAUCUGCCUAUUCUAUUUUAUUUAUUUAUUUAGGCAAUACUUACUUCAUAUUUGCUUAAACGUCUUGUGCUUGAUUGCGACCUACAGUGAUAUUGUCUGCGUACUUGUGGAUUUGGGGUUAUCCAUCCCCUUACUCUACAGUUAGUCCAUACUUCAAAGUUUCUGUAUAUCAUUCCAUGUAGCAUACAUGGUGUUAUUUUAAGGAAAUAAUAUCAUACCAUUUACAGCUUCGAACCUGUUCGUCAUUUCAGAUGUUGGGGUUCAUGAUUCAUUUAUGUUCACCCAUUUAAUGUACAAACAACCCACUUAACCCACGAGAUUUGCCCUUGCUAUGGAUUUCUGGUUGAGUGGAAUUGCUGACAAUGGAGAAGGGAUAGACAUAAUAAGUAGCUUACCAGAUGAAGUUCUUGUUCACAUACUUUCAUUUCUUCCUACUAAGCAUGCUGUGGGUACUAGUAUUUUAUCACACCGCUGGCAAUAUCUUUUUACCGGAGUAACCAAGCUUGACUUUGAUGAAUCACUCAUGUUUCGCCACAAUGGCAACCACAGUUACCCUCGGCUUAAGGCAUCAUGUACCUUCAAGGAUUUUGUGGACAGGGUUCUGCCACUUUGCAAAUCCCCUCGUAUUAGCAAAUUCCGCCUUAAAUGCGAAUAUGGAUUUGACUGUUCAAACCUUAAUGCAUGGAUCACCUUCGCAUUAUAUUAGAGUUAUUAUUAUUAUUAUUAUUAUUAUUAUUAUUAUUAUUAUUAUUAUUAUUAUAUUAUGUUGUAUUAUUUAGACACUCUUUCGUAUAUCUUUUCUUUUGACA